Messenger RNA from Kwoniella botswanensis, 909 nucleotides. RefSeq lists its product as uncharacterized. Bases 1 to 909 code for a protein of 302 amino acids. Gene Ontology annotation, molecular function: alkaline phosphatase activity; phosphoglycolate phosphatase activity. The transcript is spliced from 6 exons. The record is from RefSeq and is a predicted model, not a curated record. Lineage: Eukaryota; Fungi; Basidiomycota; Tremellomycetes; Tremellales; Cryptococcaceae.
AUGACCCCGCCGUUACUCAACACCAAAGAAGAUUAUCGAAAGCUAGUCGAUUCCGUCGACACUUUCUUACUAGACUGUGACGGGGUGAUAUACCAUGGACCAAAAGUCGUACCGGGAGUCAAGAUCGUGCUUGACAUGUUCAGAGAGCAGGGUAAAAAGAUAAUCUUCGUGACUAACAAUGGAACGAAAUCGCGAAGAAAGUUGAAAGAGACUUUCGACAAGCUAGGUCUAGGAGCUACCAUCGAAGAAUGUUUCGGUUCAGCAUACGCUUCAGCAGUAUACCUAGCAGAAGUGAUGAAUUUCCCCAAAGACAAGAAAGUCUAUGUAGUUGGUGAAGAAGGUCUGGAAGAAGAGCUGGAUUCGUUCGGUAUACAACAUUGUGGUGGCAGUGAUCCAGAAGAUAGAGAAUUUAAGCCUCCUAUAGUAUGGGAAGAUUUCAAACCUGAUGAUUCUGUAGGAGCCGUAUUGUGUGCCUUCGAUUCUUGGAUAAACUACAAGAAAAUGGGCAAAGCCAUGACAUACCUCCGAAACAACCCCGAAUGCGUCUUAAUCCAAACUAACACCGAUCCAACCUUCCCCACUCACGGUUCCCUAUACCCAGGUUCAGGUUCAUUAUCAAUCGGUAUAGUUAAUUCUUCAGGGAGGAAACCAUUGGUAAUUGGGAAACCAAAUAAACAUAUGAUGGAUGCUAUCUUGGCUCAUCACAAAUUCGACCCAUCCCGAGCAUUGAUGGUGGGCGACAACCUCCUUACAGACAUUGAAUUCGGCUUAAAUAGCGAUAUAAGAACUUUGCUGGUCAUGGGCGGUGUGACACCUAGAGAUUCCAUUUACGGCGAAAACCCAAGUAAAACUGUCCCCACUUAUGUCAUGGAGAGUUUCGGUGAUUUGGCAGUACUAGCUGAGAAGUGA